Molecule: messenger RNA, 474 nt
Organism: Oppia nitens
Lineage: Eukaryota; Metazoa; Arthropoda; Arachnida; Sarcoptiformes; Oppiidae
Product: anaphase-promoting complex subunit CDC26-like
Exons: 1
Coding region: 200-451 (83 amino acids)
Biological process (GO): anaphase-promoting complex-dependent catabolic process; protein K11-linked ubiquitination; regulation of mitotic cell cycle
Cellular component (GO): anaphase-promoting complex
Source: RefSeq, a predicted model, not a curated record
UAUAAAAUAUUUGUAAACAAAUUAAUGUUAAUAUUAAUAAAUAUAUUGUUUUUCUAGAUAUUUAAAUACAUUACUGAUAUAUAUAUAUCCUAAUUAUCAUAGCAUUAGUACCAAUAGUAGUGACGGUGUUUGUUGUGUCAAACUAACCGACCGAUUGAUCUAUAUUUGACACAACUGUUCCCAUAUUUAUCCAAUAGAUAUGAUCCGACGUCCGGCCACUCGUAUUGAACUUAAAUUGGAUGACAUGAAAGAGUACGACGAGAUCAACAAAGAUCAAGAAGACAGACAUAAACAACAGACAAACAACAGCAACAACAAGACUACUGAUCCGUCGUCGUCAUCGUCAUCAUCGGCCGCCUCCUCGUCCUCGUCGGGCACCGGUAUUACUGGCAAUGGUCUCAAACCCAAAGACCUGACCACUCAUGAAAGGAUCGGUUUUGUUAGGAAAUGAUUGGAUCAGACAGUCAUUUGAAU